Molecule: messenger RNA, 4145 nt
Organism: Fusarium oxysporum Fo47
Lineage: Eukaryota; Fungi; Ascomycota; Sordariomycetes; Hypocreales; Nectriaceae
Exons: 6
Coding region: 113-3946 (1277 amino acids)
Biological process (GO): transmembrane transport
Molecular function (GO): transmembrane transporter activity
Source: RefSeq, a predicted model, not a curated record
AGAGCUUGUUGAGCGCGCGCUGGAAGCUUCUUCAACCAACUGGCUAUCGAUGUGAGCUUGCUCAGCGCUAUUCCCACCGCAACAUUAGAAAGGUCAAGGCCAAUCCAUCAAUAUGGUUGGAAAAGUCAGCGAAAGAGUCCUCCUGCGGGAAGGUCUUGAGAGAACUGACAAUGGCAUGAAGCUGACGACAUGGCCUGACGUCACCCCGAUUAAUCAGAAAAACUAUUAUACUGAUUACAUGAAGCGCGAUGACCAAAUCCUCGCCCUCCGCCUCCAGAGCGAUGCCACCCGAGAUCGACUAGUACAAAGUGCUCGAGACCGAGAUCGCGCUCUAUCCAAGAAUGCCAAUGGGGAGCUACCACUUCCUGUCGCAGAUCUUCCUGAUGAAGAUGGUGCUACAACACCUUCGGCUGGCCUGGAUCCCUCAAGGGUCAUUGUGAUCCACCCCGGCAGUCAAAAUCUUCGAAUAGGCUUUGCGAGCGACGCCCUCCCCAAGACAAUUCCGAUGACACUAGCGACCAAGUUUCCCCAGACCGAAUCCGAGAUGUACGAGGCCCUACCACGACGACAGUUCGAGGCCAAGACCCCCGACCAACAGUACGGCGAAGAGUGGUCAAAGAAAUACAACAAGAUGUGCAACGACCUCAAGGUCGAGAUGCGAGCCAAUAAGCGCAAAGUCUUGCCCAACUCGAAGGAACUUGUUCAGACUUUCAACCGCCGUACAGAACCCGAAGUUAUCCAGAAGCACAACGACCCCCUUGAGAUCGAAUGGACUGAUAUCGAAACGCUUGAUGACCCCGACUCAUUAGCUUCGUGCUUUAUUGGACACCAAGCGGAGCGUGUUCCCGACGACUCGAAUCCCAAAUUCAAACUUUGGUGGCCUAUACAAUAUGGACAGUGGAACGAAGAUGGGUAUACAAGUCAGGAGCAUAUGUAUGAUGAUUUUGAAACAUUACUCGAUAAGGCAUUGAGGCAAGAACUCGGACUGAAGACAAACAGCGAAUGGCAACAGUACAGCUGCGUUUUUGUCAUUCCCGACUUGUACGACAAGAAAUACGUGGAGCAAGUCCUGCGAUCGUGCAUGACCUGGUUCGAAUUCUCUAGGGUGUGUUUCGUCCAGGAAGGAAUGGCAGCAACUUUUGGUGCCGGAUACACACAAGCCUGUGUUGUCGAUGUGGGAGCUCAGAAGACAGCCGUUACCUGUGUGGAAGACGGUCUUGUCAUCGAGGAUUCAAGGAUCAACCUGAAAUACGGAGGCUACGAUAUCACGGAUACAUUCCUCAAAAUGAUGCUUUACGACAACUUUCCUUACCAGGACAUGAACCUGCGACGACGAUACGAUUUCCUUCUUGCCGAAGAGCUGAAAAUUAAGCACUGCACCAUGUCGCAAGCGGAUAUCUCUGUCCAACUCUUCAACUUCCAUGUCCGGGCUCCUAACCAACCAACACGGAAAUACGCUUUCAAGACAUACGAUGAGGUCAUUCUUGCUCCGAUGGGAGUGUAUGACCCAGCCAUCUUCGACAACAGCACCAAGUUAAGGGGACGGCGUAAGCUGGUUGAGAGAUCUUACAACGCCUACGAUGUUGAUAUUCCAGACGAUCCCACAUCUGCCGCCCAAUUAGCGAUUCUAGCACUCGUCCAGCCGUCAAUAACAUCCAAUGCCAAUGGAUUCACGCUGACACAGCCCGAUAUCUCAACGCCUAUCAAGGAGAACAAACAAUUCAACUUCCUUGGAGCAAAGGAGGGUAUGACUAACGGAACUCCCAUGGGUUCUCAUGCCGGAUCUCCUGCACCGGAGGGCGCAAAUACGCCGCUUCCAUAUGUCUUCGGUAGGGAUAGGGAGGGCGUAAACGGAGGUAGCCCAGCGCCCAAUGGUUCUCGUGCUGGAGGCACUCCUAAUCCUGGACAAACACAACCACCAGCAGGCAUGUUUGUCGAUGCUGCUACCCGAACCGCCAAAUCCAUGGCCGCUGAGCGAGACGCCGUGCUACCGGUCGCUCCUCUCGACAUUGCAAUUCUCACAAGUAUUCAGAACGCCGCUAAGGGCGAUGAGAAGAAGCUUCGAGACUUACUUGGAAGUAUCAUGGUCAUUGGUGGUGGCGCCAAGAUCCCUCACUUUACGGUUGUCCUAGAGGAGAAGAUCAAGGCCCGACGGCCCGAACUGAGCGAUCGAAUCCUCGUGAGUCGAAGUGCGAGAGAUAUGGACGAACAAGUGGUCACCUGGAAGGGUGCCAGUGUGUUUGCUAAGCUGUCGACCAACGACUCAUGGAUUACGCCUUUCGAAUUCGAGAGGCUAGGUGCCAGGACUCUUCACCACAAGGUGCUCUGGGCCUGCUCUGUUUCUUUUGUUAUUACCGACCUGAUUGGGCAGAAGGAGGGCGUUGGCGAUGUCGUGGGAACUCUUGGCUUCGUCGAUGAGCUCGUUGCGCUUGUCGCUUGUCCAGGAUGGGGUCUUGUGUCGGAUCGUCUGGGUGUUAGAUGGGUUGCUGUCAUUGGAUACGCGAUAAUUGGUCUCUCGCUGGCUCUGUUUGUGCAGGCGAAGACUGUGUAUCCCCAAUUGUUGCUGGCUCGCGUGUUAUUCGCAAUCGGCGCAUCUGCAGCGGCCACAAUGGUAACUGCGAUACUCCCAUCUUUGACGGACGAUAGCAAUAACGAGGAGGAUGAAGCUCAAACUAGAAUUAAAGCUCUCCAGAAUGCGACAGCCCGAAGCAGUAUUGCCUUCUCUGUCGAAUCCGAAGCGACAAUCACCCAGGAACGAUACACGCAGUCUAUUUCUGAGCCGAGCACAACGGAUACCGCCGAUACUGCGGCAGGAAGACCAUCCAAACUAGCGGGAUUCGUUGGACUGUUUACUGGAUGCGGUGCGCUUGUCGCACUGACGCUGUUCCUCCCACUCCCGGCGCGAUUUGGCGAGAAUAAAGGUACUACCCCCGCUGAAGCGGUAUCGUAUAGCUUCUACGUUGUUGCGGCUGUCGCAUUGGCCGUGUCUAUCUUUGUUGCGAUCGGUCUGCGCAACAUCAAAGGUGAGGAGGGUAAGGGUUGGAGAAUGCUCUUCGGACUGAAGAACGAUGACGAAUCGAGUGAUGGAAACGGCCGUGAGCGACGUAAGCUUGCGCCGUAUCUCCACCUCAUGAAAGACUCGGUCUUCCUUGGCUUCGUUGAUUCACGAAUCGGACUUGGCUAUGUUGGCGGUUUUGUUGCCCGAGCUUCAAGCGUUGCUAUCUCACUCUUCAUCCCUUUGUACGUCAACACGUUUUACAUCAGCAACGGUUUCUGCAAAGGCUCGCCUCACGAUUCGUCGCCCGAACUCAAGGAGGAGUGCAGAGCUGCAUACGUCCUGUCUUCCAUCCUUACUGGUGUGGCGCAACUCAUGGGCCUCAUUUGCGCUCCUAUCUUCGGAUACCUUGCCAGUCGAACUGGUCGCAUCAACUACCCCAUCGUCGUCUCGACCGUUUUUGGUAUCGUAGGCUACAUCGCCCUUCCGCAACUCUCCAGUCCUGAAAUCAAGGACGUAGACGGCCGAGGCGGUAGUCCCGCAAUCUUCUUUAUUGUUUCACUUCUUGGUAUCAGCCAGAUCGGCGCUAUCGUUUGCAGUCUUGGUUCUCUUGGCCGUGGAGUUCUCGCAGUUGAGCUGCCUCGAACCGCCCGCCCCGAAAGCCUGCUCCAGCCAGAGGAGUACGAAUCAGCCAACGAUGAGAGCCGACCUCUCAUUAGCAUUACGACGGACCAAGAGUCAGUCUCUCGUAUCCGCCUUAAAGGCUCUAUUGCAGGCGUUUAUUCUUUGUAUGGUGGCUUUGCCAUCUUGCUACUUACUAAGCUAGGGGGCUUUCUCUUUGACAAACUCUCCAACGGGGCGCCUUUCUACAUGAUGGCCAUUUUUAACGCUGUUUUGCUGGCAUUCUCUCUUGGAAUGGAUGCUUCGCACACAUUUUCACAUCGGGUGUAAGAUAUUGUAGCGUCUUUGUCUUCUUGCAACUAGAUACGAAAUAAAUGAAAAGCGUUCUUUUCCCCUUUCAUUAGAUCUUACUGGGGACACCGGUCUAGUGUUAUUAUCAUAGCAAAACAUCACUUACUUAAAGAAGAAACAUUGAUAUGAGGCGUAUACAAAUUUAUUGGGACUGCUAUCCUUGACCGUACCAGAUACC